Messenger RNA from Tripterygium wilfordii, 680 nucleotides. RefSeq names its product general transcription and DNA repair factor IIH subunit TFB5-like. The record is from RefSeq and is a predicted model, not a curated record. NCBI's taxonomy places the organism in Eukaryota, Viridiplantae, Streptophyta, Magnoliopsida, Celastrales, Celastraceae. The transcript is spliced from 3 exons. Gene Ontology annotation, biological process: nucleotide-excision repair; transcription initiation at RNA polymerase II promoter; transcription by RNA polymerase II. Gene Ontology annotation, cellular component: transcription factor TFIIH holo complex; transcription factor TFIIH core complex. The coding region runs from base 249 to 461 and encodes 70 amino acids.
AACGUUAACCCAACCCAGUCGAUGUGAUUAUGCGACUCCGUCACUUGUCUACUUCACCAAAUCUUCUCGCAGGUCGCAGCGACGUAGCCCCCGGUGUUCUCCCGAGACGGUGCUCCUAAUAGCUUAUCACUUGUUGCUUCAAAUCCGUUUACUCUGAUUCGUUAUUUGCGAGGGCUAACGACGGUUUCUGAUCUCCCUUUGUUUUUCUUCCAUCUAUCAGGUCAAAGUUCUAGCAUUCCUAAUACAGGAUGGUUAAUGCUACUAAAGGACUCUUCAUUUCCUGUGACAUACCCAUGGCACAGUUCAUUAUCAGCCUGAAUGCUUCUCUACCGGCUUCCCAGAGGUUCAUUAUACACAUCUUGGAUAGCACUCACCUCUUUGUUCAACCCCAGGUGGCUGUAAUGAUCCGGAGUGCUAUUUCCGAGUUCAGGGACCAAAAUUCCUAUGAGAAACCUGCUUAACCAUAUUUUGUUUCCCGGAACAGCUAAGUGACAGCAUCAGUACUCGCUCGAGCUCAAUGUAAGGGUUAGCAAUGAUAUAAACAAAUGUAUAUCUGUACCUGUGGUCAAGCUUAUAUUUUGUUUUUCAACUUUCAUGUGGGUGAGUAACGAGUGGCCACCCACAGUAUGCAACGGGUGGUAUUAAUUUUAUCUGGCGCAAAUUGGGCACUCUUUCUGAAA